Molecule: messenger RNA, 805 nt
Organism: Filobasidium floriforme
Lineage: Eukaryota; Fungi; Basidiomycota; Tremellomycetes; Filobasidiales; Filobasidiaceae
Exons: 2
Coding region: 1-588 (195 amino acids)
Source: RefSeq, a predicted model, not a curated record
AUGGUCAUGAUCAAAGUCAAGUUCAACAAUGACAAUGACGGCGACAAGAAUUGUGGCCGAGAAUAUCCGAUCGAAGUCCUCAAGUUAAGCUCCGUGCUGAGAGACAGUAUGGAGUUUGCUACCGACGGGGUCAUCAAUUUACCGGAGAAACGCCACGUCAUGGAGGCGAUUCUGGACUUCAUGCAAACCGCUUACGACAGCCCUACCGACACCACGAAAUUAAAUCCGGUAUCGCAUGGCAUCGUCGUCGAUUUUGUCGCUCUGGCCGAUAAAUACGACGUUACUGGUACCGUGCACAAUGCCCUCUCACUUGCUAUAAUCAGGGCGCUACAUGACAGCAACCAAUCCGACUCCAACUACGACUGCCUCGUAUACGCCUUUCGAGCCAGGGACGCUUGGCUUUGCCAGUAUGUGAUCCGUCAUCUCAGACUCAACGAUCCUGCCGAUUGGGAGUGGCGCUCGGUCGAAGUAUUGGGCUUCAAGGCCUGGCAUUGUCUAGUCAAGGCAUACCCUCGCGUCUCUGGUAUGGGGGUGAAAGUGAAGUGGGAGUGUACUGCCGAACAAAUCGAUUUCAAAACCUUUUUUUAAGGAUUUCCCCGCCACACCAGGUACGCCUGGUCUUUAUGUUCUCAGCGAUCCGGUAGUGACAAUCGCUGACGUCUGAUUUAGGCUCGGAUCGGUCGCGUUAGCUACACCGACAUCCGCCUAUUACAGCACGUCUUCCCGGAAGCCAUAGCGCUAGUAUCGACUAGACAAUUGUGGUUUUGAGAUCCAUCACGUUUCCUCAACCAUUACCCGUGAUCGA